AUGGUUUGCCGGGGGCCAAAAUGGUUGGAGAAUUGUGAUGAUUACAAGGAGGGAUCUUGGGCCCCGGCUGCAAAAGAAUCUAUAUUGAAGUGGUACGCGGACCUGGUCGCUACCCACAAGGAGGAGGAUAUCAAGCAGGAGGAAGUUAAGGAGGAGGAGGAGGAUAUCAAGAUGGAGGAAAUCAAAGAAGAGUUCAAAGAGAUCAAGGAGGAGGAACUCAAGAAGGAGGAAGUUAAGGAAGAAGUCAAGGGGGAGGAGGAUAUCAAGAAGGAGGAGAUCAAGGAGGAACUCAAGAAGGAAGAGAUCAAGAAGGAGCAGUUCAAAGAGAUCAAGGAGGAACUCAAGAAGGAGGAACUCAAGAAGGAGGAACUCAAGAAGGAGGAACUCAAGAAGGAGGAACUCAAGAAUGAAGAGAUCAAGAAGGAGGAGCUCAAAAAGAUCAAGGAGGAAGUGAAGGCUCUUGAUCAUCAUUAUUCUGUUUCCAUGCACAUGUGA
Molecule: messenger RNA, 495 nt
Organism: Penicillium verhagenii
Lineage: Eukaryota; Fungi; Ascomycota; Eurotiomycetes; Eurotiales; Aspergillaceae
Exons: 2
Coding region: 1-495 (164 amino acids)
Source: RefSeq, a predicted model, not a curated record